CAAGCUUACUCGUCGAUUUAUGGGAUAUAUGUAAACACAAGUUUCUACUAUUAUAUUACAGAGACUAUAUCUGUGAGGGUUUAUGAAUCGAGGAUUGAUCUUAUGAGAGCUGUAGUUAUCGGACAGCAGGGGACUCCUUACCAUGGUGGUCUUUUCUUCUUUGAUGUGUGUUUCCCAAGCGACUAUCCUAAUAGCCCUCCACUUGUACACUAUGAUUCUGGUGGUCUUGGUAUCAAUCCAAAUCUGUACAAAUGUGGUCAUGUUCGUUUCAACCUUCCAAAUACAAGUGGUGGCCAGGAACCGAUGUGGGUGCAUGGCACUUCGACAAUGCUCCAACUUUUGGUCUCCAUACAGAAUUGGAUUUUAAACGCAAAUCCUCUAUUCAAUGAUUUCACAUAUGCAAUUACGCAAGGCUCACCAUUCGGAGAACAGUCUUCGCGCCUCUACAAUGAAAAUACCCACAUCAAAUCACUCAAAACAAUGGUAUACAUAAUGAACAAACCACCCAAGAACUUUGAGGAUUUUAUUGCAAUACAUUUCCGUAAUGGUGCACGUGAGAUCGUAAGGGUGGCAUUUGCCAGGAAGAAUUGCUCAGUCAUGUACCAGGAUGAUUUGUUUUCCUGCCUCAAUCCUCUUUAUAUGGCAUUCAAGAAAAUGGGAGCAAAAGACAAUCAGUUAUCAAACUGGAGAAAGCCGUAGGAAUUCCUUUGUAUUGAUCUGUGUUUUUGGCGUCGGUGACAGAAUUGUUAAUGUUAUCAUGCAACAUUUUAGAUCUUGAAUGGGUGGAUGGAUACUGAACUAUUCGGUAUAAAGUUGAUGUAUGAAUGACAUGAAAGACAAUCCGUCUAUCUAUUCACAAAAUACAGGUAUUGAUAAA
Erigeron canadensis is the source of this 877-nucleotide messenger RNA. Its product is annotated as probable ubiquitin-conjugating enzyme E2 25. The transcript has 3 exons. The annotation marks the transcript as partial. Lineage: Eukaryota; Viridiplantae; Streptophyta; Magnoliopsida; Asterales; Asteraceae. Gene Ontology annotation, molecular function: ubiquitin conjugating enzyme activity. The record is from RefSeq and is a predicted model, not a curated record.